UUCACAUUCUAGCUAUCUCUCAGACACAUAAAUUCAACAGAGAUGUCAUCGCACACCAAUCAACCGGCCGACAUCCCGGCACAACUAUCGGAUCUACACUGUUUCACAGAGACCGAAGCGUCAUCACAACCACCAUGUUCGACGUGCCUGGUUACCGGGUAGUUAAAGUUCUCGGCGCCGUCUACGGCUUAACCGUGCGAUCCCGCAACUGGGCUGCUAGCAUGGGAAUGGUGCUUAAGAGCAUUGCAGGUGGAGAGCUUCAAUGGUUCACUAGUAUGGUAUGUACAGCUCUCUGGGUUCUGGGUAUGUCUCUAAUAAUGAGACAGCUCUAUUCGGCACGGAACGAUGCCAUCAGUCGCGUGGUGGCUGAGACAAAAGCGCGGGGCGGAAAUGCCAUCAUAACCCUGCGCUUCGAAUCCGGAGACAUGGGCGGUUUUGCUCAAUGCUCUGCCUACGGCACCGCUGCUAUCGUCGAGAAGAUUGAUCCUACUAUCCAGGCCGCCCCACAACUUUCUAGUUGAUGUAAAUGUCAUUUCACAGACAUUCAUUGACUCAUGAGUAGUCUUGCUCAUUAUCAAGUGUCUAACAAGAUCUGUGGCAAAUAGUACAUAUGGAUAUGGGAUAGCUUCUUAAACAAACGUGGCAUAUUGCAUAGAUCCCUACCCGUAUAACGCAGCUUUAAUACGUUUGCUGGGUGUUCAUGUUCAAUUUCCCAAGCGGAAACUUCUAGGUUCCCACUGUCAAAUUUAUGGAAACACGAGCAAAUAUCAUACUAUUCAUGAAUAAUUACCUACGGCAUGUCACAUUCUAGGUUUGCUAUGGAUAUAUUAUUUAAAUACCAUGGAUAUCCCUUACACUGACACAAGACUGCAAUUCCACUAAAAUCG
This is a messenger RNA of Annulohypoxylon truncatum, 887 nucleotides long. RefSeq lists its product as uncharacterized. NCBI's taxonomy places the organism in Eukaryota, Fungi, Ascomycota, Sordariomycetes, Xylariales, Hypoxylaceae. The annotation marks the transcript as partial. The record is from RefSeq and is a predicted model, not a curated record. The transcript has a single exon.